AUGGGUUUGGGUUUUAUGGUGUUCGGCCAAGAAUUCACAAAACGGGUUGCUAAUCUAGAUAUCGGGCCGAAUUUAUCGCGUCAAACUACCCAUCUGAGUGGAACUGCUACUCAACCUCUACAGGUAAAGGCCUCAUUAUUUGCCGCGGGAUGCUUUUGUGAGUUGUCAGAUGACUUUGCUUAUAUUCUCUUGGAGAUGCUGGUUAAUUUGGUGACAUCGUCUGAGACAUCAACUGUUCUAAGGUUAGCAGGAGGGCAAGCUUUUUCUAAACUGGGGUGCUCAUCUUUGCUUGCAAGUAAAACUUAUAAGACGGGUCUAAAGCUAGUCUUUGAUUCUUCGGAAGAGGAUUUCUCUGUUGUGAUGCUGAUUUCACUUUCAAAAAUUGCUUCCAAAUCUGCAUUCCUGAUUUCUGACCANGGGACUACCCAUCUGAGUGGAACUGCUACUCAACCUCUACAGGUAAAGGCCUCAUUAUUUGCCGCGGGAUGCUUUUGUGAGUUGUCAGAUGACUUUGCUUAUAUUCUCUUGGAGAUGCUGGUUAAUUUGGUGACAUCGUCUGAGACAUCAACUGUUCUAAGGUUAGCAGGAGGGCAAGCUUUUUCUAAACUGGGGUGCUCAUCUUUGCUUGCAAGUAAAACUUAUAAGACGGGUCUAAAGCUAGUCUUUGAUUCUUCGGAAGAGGAUUUCUCUGUUGUGAUGCUGAUUUCACUUUCAAAAAUUGCUUCCAAAUCUGCAUUCCUGAUUUCUGACCAGAUGGUGUUGCUUUUCUCCUUUCUGAAUCAAGAGAAAUCUUUGCGUUUGCAAGUUACAUCAUUAAGGUGUCUACGAUAUAUCUUAGCUGGAGGAGUUUGUCAAGUUCCUGCUAGUACAGAAGCAAUCAAAACAUUGGUCAGCAUGCUAAAUGAAUCCAAAUUCGCACCAGCCUUGCAAUGUGAAGCUCUAGAAAUUUUGCAUAAGAUCCUCCUAUAUAACCUAUCAUCCCUUGCUUGCAUGGACAUGCUUAAUUUUUUACCCAAUCUGUUGACAAUUGUUCAGAAUGUAAUACAAUCUCCAAUCAUGUCGGAGAGACUCUUAGCUAUUGGUUUUCUUAAAAAUAUUUCUGGAAAGCUUGUUGGAAGGACAGAAAUGGCAUUAGAUGCAACUGGUUACACUUUGGCAUGCCAAGUUUUAUCAUUUGUCAUGGACCAGAUCUCCUUGCUGGUGAAGCCAGAGGCAGAUCUUUAUCAGCCUGAUUUGGAGAUGGAUCAAGAGAUUAAAAGCUUGCUCAACCUUCUCUUUCAUUUCAUUGAAGAACGUCCAAAUCUUGGUGGUCUUGUGAUGGAAAAAAUCUGUUCGUUUAUAAAAAAUCUGGUGAAUAUGCUUGACAGAUUUAGUGAAGCUGAGAAAUCAGAUUUAUCAAGGCAUGAGAUAAUGGGGUUCAGAGGAAAAAACAUCACGUCAAUCACAUCAAAGCUUAUAAUUUAUGUAUCCAAAAUUCUGGUUACUCGUCUCAAAAACUUAAAAGAAGCUGACAAAGUACUUGAUGCAGUGAAGCUUCUGGUUGAACGUGCACAACGGUGCAGCUUAUUUGAUUUCUAUAUGAACACAAUCUACUCUCUUCUGUUGCAUUCAAGUCUGGUUUGCUAUUGGACGUGGAACGAAAUUGAGGAAAACAACAAUUUUGAUAGAAACUUGCAAACAUCUCAUCUUGAUUCUAGUGUUCAGCAAGAGAUUCUUUCCAUUGAGUGGGCAAAGAAGAUGUUGGCAAGAAAGGAUAAUUGGUCUGCUUACAAAGCUGGAAAAUAUGCAGCAUGCCAGGGAGCAUGGUUUACGGCUGCUUUUAUAUUUUGGCAACUAAUGACAAUGGUUCAAUCUGAUUCUUGUUAUGGCUGGUUAAAAUCCUUGGCUCAAUUUGCUUACUCUGAAAGGAAAGUCCAAUUGUUUCUUUUCUUAAAACAAGGAUCCAAUAUAUUAGAUUGGAUAGAGAAUAACAAACUUCCUGCCGGACCUUUUGGAGAUGAUCUAAGUGAAACAGGGGAAGUCGUUGCUUUUAAGAUCAACUCGCCAGACUUCAUUGAAAAUCUUGUUGGGGCUUGUAAAAUCCUUCACUCUGUAGAGGAAGCAUUUGGAGCCUCUGCUGCAGGUCAUGCUUUCAGUUUUCAAAGAUGGUUUUUGGCUCAGAGAGUAAAGGUUUUAGAAACUGUGUCGGAUAUACUGAAAUUGUUGAGAACAGUUCCAGGUCACGAUAGCAUUAGCAACAGCAAACAAAUACAGGGAAGGAUUGUGGUUGAGAACCCAAAAUUUUUGUGUGCAGUCAACUCCCUGGUUGGGCUUGCACGAGAAUUUGAUUUGAUUGCAACAUCUUUCAUUGGCAUGGAUAGAAAAAGUUCGUUGGUCAUUUCCGCACUUGCACUAAGUUGUUCAUUGUUGGCCUUCAGUGCUGUAUUUGCGUUUUCAAUUCCAAAACUACAUUCUUUAGAAGAUUUUAUAAUUUCUGGUAUGGAUAACACGGAGGGUAAUUUGCAUGCCAUGCUAAUACAAGAAUUAAUUGCGCGAAUGUGGCGUACAGAUUGUGAUACCAACAGAAAACUAUGGUUGCUAUUCAAGGUUUGGGGAAAGCCUAGGAGCUGUUUUUGGCCACAGUCCAGAAAUCAAACAUCAAACAGCAUUCAUGAAGCAAAAGGUAUUUUUGCGUUGUGUAAUUAUUCAGUGACAAAGAUUGUUGUCUUGCAAAAUGAGGCAAACAGUGUACACGACGAUGAGAGUAAAUCUCAUUUUACCAAUAAUGGUUUGCAACUUCUGUUGGACAUCAUUAUGAAAUGGAUGCACACCUCUUGCCGGACUCCCAAUCACUUCUUUCGAGUAAGGCCUUGUAUUACUUCUGAGCUCUUUGCAACGAAUGGAGACAGCAGAGGUGUAGAGGGAAUAUCUGUCUUGCAAGGCUUCCAUCUGUCACUAAAUCUUUGCCUUCAAUUGAAAGAUGUGCCACCAAACCAGCCAAUACGGCUAACCAAGUUGUACUGCAUCCUUCAUUGUAAAACAUCUUUUCAGAUACCCCAUCCAACUGGAGAAAAUAAAGGGCAAACAGAGUUGGGUUAUCAAGAUUGGGGAACUGAUGACAUGGUUGAUCUGAAUGGAAAGCUGUGGAGGCCUUGUAUUACUUCUGAGCUCUUUGCAACGAAUGGAGACAGCAGAGGUGUAGAGGGAAUAUCUGUCUUGCAAGGCUUCCAUCUGUCACUAAAUCUUUGCCUUCAAUUGAAAGAUGUGCCACCAAACCAGCCAAUACGGCUAACCAAGUUGUACUGCAUCCUUCAUUGUAAAACAUCUUUUCAGAUACCCCAUCCAACUGGAGAAAAUAAAGGGCAAACAGAGUUGGGUUAUCAAGAUUGGGGAACUGAUGACAUGGUUGAUCUGAAUGGAAAGCUGUGGAGGUAUGUGACAGCGUGUCCCAAGGUUAGCAGUAUGCACACUAGAAAUAAUGCUGGUGAUAUUGGGGUUGUUGAUACAUUUGUGUAUUUUGAACCAAAUGAGCGGGGGCAGGGAUUCUCUACAUGUUUGCUAGAUAUUUCUGCUUUUCCGGUAGGUUCUUACAGAAUAAAAUGGCAUAGCUGUUGCGUGGACAUUAAUGGUUGUUAUUAUAGCCUUUUGCCUUUUAAAGCCGGUCUGGUGUUUACAGUUCAGGAAUCUUCUGUUGUUAGGUGAUUCCAUAUGAGCUUCAUGGGUUCUGUAAAUUAUUGCCUGUUUUGUAUUAAGUGGAAAGAAAAAUUAUGAGUUUUUGUUCUAAUGUUAUACACCAUGAGUUUUCGAGCACUCCCUUUUGUGGAAGUAGCACAAGGUUCUUCUACCUUUCAUCCUGUG
Ilex paraguariensis (yerba mate) is the source of this 3837-nucleotide messenger RNA. The record is from the annotation of a GenBank genome assembly. NCBI's taxonomy places the organism in Eukaryota, Viridiplantae, Streptophyta, Magnoliopsida, Aquifoliales, Aquifoliaceae.